Messenger RNA from Oryzias melastigma (Indian medaka), 2951 nucleotides. Its product is annotated as monocarboxylate transporter 2. NCBI's taxonomy places the organism in Eukaryota, Metazoa, Chordata, Actinopteri, Beloniformes, Adrianichthyidae. Gene Ontology annotation, biological process: transmembrane transport; monocarboxylic acid transport. The coding region runs from base 780 to 2249 and encodes 489 amino acids. The transcript has 4 exons. Gene Ontology annotation, molecular function: monocarboxylic acid transmembrane transporter activity. The record is from RefSeq and is a predicted model, not a curated record. Gene Ontology annotation, cellular component: membrane.
UUAUAACUUGAAAGAAAUAGAUGGUUUUGUUGUCUCUAGUGGUCGUUUCUUUUCUUUUCUUUAUGUGUAGUAGAGUAAUUCUAAAACAAACAAAAAAAAAGAUAUUACCUGCACGUGUGAUACUUUAGAUUUCUUUGCUUCUUGUAGUACAUUUGUAUUUUCCUUCUAUUGUCUGACAAGCGUUAGAGGUCAAGUAACUUCUGAUCACCAGUCACGCCAUAAACUCAACUGAUUUCUGUUAUUGCUGAUAAUCUGCUGCCAUUUGUCCUGAACAUCCACGUGCAGAUUGCAGGUUGGUGCUAUUCCAUUUCCAUCCAUUUGAUUCUUCACCUUUUGGUUUUUUUUUUUUUUGGUUUUUGUCUGUUCUGGAUUGCAGGUGACGGUGGUUGUUGAGCUCAACUGUGAAAUUCACAUUGCACAUUAUUCGAAAAUAAUAAAAAAAACAUUAAGAGUGAAAUUUGUUUGGAUUUUUAUUUGGAAUCAAUGCAAAGGAGGCGUGUUAGCAAACAGAAGUACAGUUCAACCUCCCACCCCUAACCCCAAUCCACCCACCCCUCCUUCAGGCAGAGGUACAUGUGACCCAGCGUGGAAUGAGGAAGCCCGAGCGACCACAUGAGCUCUGUCGCUGCCGAGCCACCACACGAGUAACAGGCUCCCCGUGGAAAGAGGUGAAACAAAGCUUCAACUGUCCUGGAUGCUUCGGCUUUUAUUUUGAAAGUCUGCACUUCAUUUAUUUUCUUUGAAGCACAACUGCACACGAAAACCUGUUGAUUCAUUGAAUGUUUUUCUUGUUCAGCAGGAUCAUGUCCCCCGCUCCAACAGAUGCUACGGAGUACAAACCCCCGGAUGGGGGGUGGGGAUGGGUGGUGGUGGUUGGGGCCCAUAUUUCCAUUGGAUUUGCUUACUCUACUCCUAAAGCUCUGUCCAUCUUCUUCAAGGACAUUCAAGAGGAUUUGGGGGCCAGCUACAGUGAAAUAGCAUGGAUCUCCUCCAUAAUGCUGGCUGUCAUGUAUGCAGGCGGACCAGUGAGCAGUGUGCUGGUCAAACGCUUUGGAAGCCGACCCAUAGUCAUCGUUGGUGGACUGAUGUGUGGGGUUUCCAUGGUUACCGCUUCUUUUGGAAGGUCCAUUGUUUACCUCUACUUGAGCAUCGGCAUCAUUGGAGGUUGUGGACUCUGCUUUAACCUGAAUGCAUCUCUCACCAUCAUCAGUAAAUAUUUUUUAACCAAGCGGCCAUUAGCGAAUGGACUCGCCAUGGCGGGAAGUCCCGUUUUCCUCUGUUUUCUCGCCCCUCUCAACCAAUUCCUCUUGGGAGACUUUGGGUGGAGGGGAAGCCUGCUGAUACUGGGGGGGAUGAUGCUCAACUGUUGCGUUGCAGGGGCACUAAUGAGACCCGUGACUCUACCUUGCAACCCUGCAGUACAGAAGAAUACGGAAAAGACAAGCAAACACAACGUGAGCAAAAAAGGAAGGUGCCGAAGCAACGCCAGGAAGUUCCUGGAUUUGUCCUUUUUUAAAGACAGGGGCUUCAUCAUUUACCUGAUAGGUAACACAAUGUUCAUCUUUGGUGCCUAUGCGCCUAUAGUGUUCUUGUCAGCUUAUGCAGUCAGCCAAGGUGUGGAGGAGUAUUCUGCAGCCUAUCUGCUCUCCAUCAUGGGCUUUGUUGACAUGUUUGUCCGUCCUGGCACCGGUUUGAUAGCCAACAGCAAGUGGAUCAGACCAAGAAUCCAGUACUUCUUUGGCUUUGCCAUGGUUUUCAAUGGCGCGUGCCAUUUACUUUGCCCUAUGAUGAAGAGCUAUGCCUUCCUCGUGGGCUAUGCCGUAUUUUUUGGCAUAGGCUUUGGCAUGGUGUUUGCCCUUAUUUUUGAAUGCCUAAUGGACCUGAUGGGAAAUCAACGCUUUCCUAGUGCUGUUGGACUGGUCACCAUCAUAGAGUGCUUCCCUAUGCUAUUAGGACCACCGACUGCAGGGUUACUGGUUGACAUCUUCCAGGACUACAAGUACCUUUUCUUUAUGUGUGGCGCCGUGAUCAUGAGCGGCGGGCUGUUCCUUAUUAUUAUGAACAUCUACCACUACCAUAUGCUGGAAAAAGAGAAGGCAGAGCACAACGGGGCACCAAGCCAAAACGUGGAGAACCAGGACGGGGUGAGCCUAUCGGAGGCACAGAGGGAGUCGACAACACAGACCAACGGAGAUCCACAAGAUCCCUCACCUGAUGACUCUGAACCAGACGUAACUGAUCACUUCUAGAGUCCACACUCUUAUUAAACUUUGUGGUGAGAAAAGGAGAGCUCAGAAAUCCCUCCUUUCUUGUCCUUGAACUUACUUCCUUGACCAAAGUCAGUUCAAAACCAGUCUGAACAAAUUGUUUUUAAAUGUUUGAAUAUUCCAGCCUGUAUAGGUACCUAUUAUUUAAUUAUGUGCUCUAAUAAUGUUAAAAAACAAAAGUUUAAGAAGUAUCUACCAUCAUUUUCUCACACAGUCUGAUUUGUGGUUUGUCUUCACCUCAAAGGUUAUCAGGAGGAAACAGUGUUUAAUGAAAGCGGCUCAGGCGCUGAACUGUCUGUCUGUUGCCUCAUAUAAAGGACCGCUGUGGUGUUUGCACUGUAUUUCUGUCAGUGUCUCUGGAUGUUUGCAUUUCAUUGUAUCUCCAAACUCACCAGAAAUCCUGAAGGACGUGAAGCCCAGAGAGUGUUUGCACAAAUGCUGGACUUUUUCUGCAGUGAGAUCUCUGUUACGAUGUUCUUUCUUGCAAAUUUGAACUUAAAGCAAUCUGUGAAAACAAUGCAUAUAGUGAAAAACCUCAGGGGAAAGCUGUGAUAUAAAGAAUUUUGUAUUUGUAGGGUGCUUGUUGUGAAAUAAAAAAAAAUCCAUCAUUGUUCUUUCUUUUUUUGAUAAUGUUAUUUUUUCCUAAUUAAUUUUUAUUACUUUAGUGAUUCUAGAAUUAUUUUG